Molecule: messenger RNA, 2618 nt
Organism: Ornithorhynchus anatinus (platypus)
Lineage: Eukaryota; Metazoa; Chordata; Mammalia; Monotremata; Ornithorhynchidae
Gene: CHDH
Product: choline dehydrogenase
Exons: 8
Coding region: 304-2142 (612 amino acids)
Cellular component (GO): mitochondrial inner membrane
Molecular function (GO): choline dehydrogenase activity; flavin adenine dinucleotide binding
Source: RefSeq, a predicted model, not a curated record
CUUUCCCGUCGGAGAUCAGAGAGCCGUAGCGCUCGACCGGCGUCUGCUUAGCGCUGUCGGGGAAGGAGAGGGAAGAAAGUUCGGGGCGGGGGCAGAGGGGAAACGGUCUCGGGACCCGCCACUACCUGGCGAAGCGGUAGUUCUCCGCCCGCGGAGUCCCCAAGUCAGCCCUCGUGGAAAAGCUGCUGGGGAAGUCGUGAGCCACUCGCCCGAGCGCUUAGUACGGCGCUCUGUAUACAGCACUCGAUCGGAAAGUUAUUUGACCCUGCGUAUAGCACAGUACACUUUUGGAAAGCCAGAAGAAUGUCUCCUUUGCUCAAAGUCGUGCAAAACUGGAACGUGUCUGUCAGAAAAAUGAGGAAGGCAACAGGAUUCAUAAUGAAACCAUAUGCUCUAAAAAAUUCUCCAGUGUUCCACAGCCAGCAUUUACCAAGGACAUGCUCAUUUGCUACCAUUAGUUCUGAAAAGGAAAACACUUUCAAUUAUAUAAUUGUUGGGGCAGGAUCUGCCGGAUGUGUACUGAGUAAUCGGCUUUCAGAAGAUCCUAACAGUACUCUACUGGUUCUAGAAGCAGGCCCUAAAGAUCUUCUUGCCGGUAGUAAGAGAUUGACCUGGAAGAUUCACAUGCCUGCUGCGUUGACCUAUAAUCUCUGUGAUGAUAAAUACAAUUGGUAUUACCACACCACACCACAAAAGGGCAUGAACAAUAGAAUCAUGUAUUGGCCUCGUGGUAGGGUGUGGGGAGGCUCUUCCUCUCUCAAUGCUAUGGUGUAUAUUCGUGGGCACGCAGAAGACUAUAAUAGGUGGAGUAGGGAAGGUGCCGUGGGAUGGGACUAUGAACAUUGUUUGCCUUAUUUCAAGAAGGCACAGACCCACGAGCUUGGCCCAAACCAGUACAGAGGUGGAAAUGGACCACUGCACGUUUCAAGAGGAAAGACCAAUCAUCCACUUCAUCAGGCAUUUCUGGAAGCUGCUCAGCAGGCUGGCUACCCUUUCACCGAUGAUAUGAAUGGUUUCCAGCAAGAAGGAUUUGGAUGGAUGGAUAUGACAAUACACAAAGGUCAGAGAUGGAGUACAGCUAGUGCUUAUCUUCGCCCUGCUUUGUCCCGUCCAAACUUAUCAACAGAAGUCAGAACAUUUGUGAACAAAAUUUUGUUUCAAGGGACUAAAGCAAUUGGAGUUGAGUAUGAGAAAAAUGGACAAAGGAGGAUGGCUUAUGCCAAUAAAGAAGUGAUUCUCAGUGGAGGUGCCAUAAACUCCCCCCAGCUGCUGAUGUUGUCUGGAAUUGGGAAUGCAGAUGACCUUAAAAAACUAGGGAUCCCUGUUAUUUGCCAUCUUCCUGGAGUGGGCCAGAACCUUCAAGACCAUUUAGAAUUGUACGUUCAGCAGCAGUGCACUCGCCCCCUUACUCUUUACAAAGCACAGAAGCCUAUUAAGAUGGUUCAGAUUGGUUUGGAAUGGCUCUGGAAAUACACAGGGGAUGGAGCUACUGCCCAUUUAGAAACUGGUGGGUUCAUCAGGAGCCGACCUGGAGUUACUCACCCAGACAUUCAGUUCCAUUUUUUGCCUUCUCAAGUGAUUGAUCAUGGCCGGGUUCCAUCCCAGCAAGAAGCUUACCAGGUCCAUGUCGGAGCAAUGAGGAGCACAAGUGUGGGCUGGCUAAAACUGAAAAGUGCUGACCCAAGAGAGCAUCCCAUUAUUGAGCCUAACUACUUGUCAACAGAAACAGACAUUGAGGAAUUCCGUCAGUGUGUGAAGCUCACCAGAGAGAUUUUUGCACAGAAAGCCUUGGAACCAUUCCGGGGUCCAGAGCUCCAGCCAGGAGAUCACAUUAAGUCCGACAAAGAGAUAGAUGCUUUUGUCAGAGAAAAGGGAGACAGUGCUUACCAUCCCUCUUGUACCUGUAAGAUGGGCCAGCCCUCUGAUCCCACUGCUGUGGUUGACCAUCAGACAAGGGUCAUUGGGGUGGAAAACCUGAGGGUUGUAGAUGCCUCCAUCAUGCCCAGCGUUGUGAGCGGGAAUCUCAAUGCACCAACGAUUAUGAUAGCCGAGAAAGCAGCUGACAUAAUUAAGGGGCUCCCUUCACUUUGUGACAAAGGCAUUCCUGUAUAUGAGCCUCAGACCUGGGAAACACAGCGAUAAAAUGGACAUUGCACCUUAGAGUGAGGAUUCCAGGUCGGGGAAGGGAGGAUUUUUUUUCUAUAAAUUUUAAUUCUUAUUUCUUAGAGGUACUGGCAGGAUACUUUUUAGCCAAAGCGAUUUGAGCUAAUAAUUAGCAAAAAUGUCAGCUAUUGAUAAACCAAAUUGAGUGAUUCAAUAGCUGAUAAAUUCACAAUAAGUAGAAAAGUAUAUCUGAGACUUGUCCCCCAAUACCUUUCAUGGAUCUCUCAGGAGGAUGAUAGAAUUCACAGAAGGGAAUAAUCUACUGACUGGAGUGAGUGACAGACAAGGAGGACCUCCAGUCACAAUGCUUUGAAGUUGUGGUAGGAUGCUGGGCCUGGAUUUUUUAGUCUUCACUCUCCCUCCCAGAGAGACAGUCAACUAGUUUAAGUCAUGAGUUUAAUUAGUGAAAGCAGUGAGCUGCGGCGAGAAAAUCUGAGACUUGGAGAGAGGCAUUU